Messenger RNA from Schistocerca americana (American grasshopper), 1374 nucleotides. RefSeq names its product 1,5-anhydro-D-fructose reductase-like. Gene Ontology annotation, molecular function: aldose reductase (NADPH) activity. Bases 105 to 1184 code for a protein of 359 amino acids. The record is from RefSeq and is a predicted model, not a curated record. NCBI's taxonomy places the organism in Eukaryota, Metazoa, Arthropoda, Insecta, Orthoptera, Acrididae. The transcript has 8 exons. Gene Ontology annotation, cellular component: cytosol.
AGAGGAAAAAAACCCGAAGGUUCUGAAAAUAGCUAACCGUUGCGUGGUGCGCAAACUAGAUGUUGUCGUAGCAGCGGUGCAGUUGGACUUUCUUAAAUUUAACCAUGGGAUCUGUAGUUUUACGAACUGGACAGCGAAUGCCCUUGGUUGGCUUGGGAACGUGGCAGGCUGCUCCUGAAGAAGUUGAACGGGCUGUCGAGGCUGCUCUCGAAGCCGGCUACCGGCUUUUCGACACUGCAUUUAACUACAACAAUGAGGAAGCUAUUGGUAAUACGUUAAAACGAUGGAUAGAGGCCGGAAAAGUUAAAAGGGAAGACUUGUUUAUUGUGACUAAGCUGCCACACAUUGGUAAUCGUGCUAGUGAUGUACCAAAAUAUCUUGAUAAAUCAUUGAAACGAUUGCAGCUGAGCUAUAUUGAUCUUUAUUUGGUGCAUAUGCCAUUUGGCUUUAUUCCUGAUGCUACUGGUGAUAUCCCUGCUAUAAAUGCAGAUGGAAGUUUUGUACUGGACCUUAAAACAGAUCACAAUGCAGUAUGGAAGGCCAUGGAAGAACAAGUUGAUGCUGGUAAAACCAAAGCUAUAGGAAUAUCAAAUUUCAACAUCUCUCAGAUGGAACGUUUGAUUGUAAAUUCUCGUAUCCAUCCAGCAAAUCUUCAGGUGGAAAUGCACGCAUACUUGCAACAAAAAGAGUUAAGAAUAUUUUGUGAAACGAAUGGAAUUGUGGUCACAGCAUAUUCACCACUGGGAUCACCAGGAGCUAAGCAACAUUGGCAGAAGAAAUACAAUUACAGCCCAGAAAAUUUUCCUGAUCUCCUGGGUCACCCAGCAGUGCAGCAAAUAGCAGAUGCACAUGAAAGAACACCUGCCCAGAUUCUCUUGAGGCACCUUGUGCAACAACACAUAGUUGUCAUACCAAAGAGUACCAGUCCAGAGCGAAUAAAGCAGAACUUUAAGAUAUUCGAUUUUGAAUUAACACCAGAGGAGAUGGAAAUAUUAAACAACUUGGACCAUGGAGAACAAGGACGUAUUUUGGAUUUUGGCUUCUUCAAAGGGGUUGAAAACCAUCCUGAGUAUCCCUUCAAGGGAACAAAGAAAGAUAUUCAUAAUGCUGUCAACAAUGUUUUCUCAUCAGAAGAAAAACAGGUGGCUAAGCCACUUAAUGCCCUCUGUGUGCAAAAUGUUUGAGAAAUUUAGUACAAUUCUAUGUUUCAGCUCAUCACAGUGGAUCAUAACAGGACAGGCAUUCGAGAACGCUCUCUCAGGGUAUUUAUAUGAUUAGAUAAAUCAAGAAAUAUACAGAUGGCAUAAAAAUUGUUGAGAAAUGAAUGAGAUAUAAAUGAUUCUUCUGAUGCAUUAAAUAAAUGUACAGAAAUUA